Messenger RNA from Callorhinus ursinus (northern fur seal), 815 nucleotides. RefSeq names its product lymphocyte antigen 6 family member G5C (gene LY6G5C). The record is from RefSeq and is a predicted model, not a curated record. Gene Ontology annotation, cellular component: external side of plasma membrane. NCBI's taxonomy places the organism in Eukaryota, Metazoa, Chordata, Mammalia, Carnivora, Otariidae.
AUGCAUUUUAUGGCAGGGCCUGCAGGUAGCCGGAGUAUGGGGCCCCUGGGCCUCCACAGCACCCCUCAGGCCCUGUACAUGGUCCUUUUAAUAGCGCUGGUCAUGAUGAGCUUGGUGUUUGGUAAUUUUGAUCCUGAACCCCCUCAUCCAGUUCAGCUCCCCAAAUACCUGCGCUGCUAUCGAUGCCUCUUGGAGACCAAGGAGUUGGGAUGCCUUCUGGGAUCAGACAUCUGCCUCGCCCCACCUGGCAGCAGCUGCAUGACUCUCCUCAUAAAGAACAACAGUGGUUCUGACAUCAUGGUGAGUGACUGCCGCCGCAAGGAACAGAUGAGUGAUUGUUCAUAUACCCGCUCUUCUCCAGUGUUUGGCUUCUGGAUAUUUUCUCGAUGCUGCUUCCGGGAGUUCUGCAAUAACCCCCAGAACAGAGUCUUCUAUAUUCCUUAGAAUUUCUGCAGAGACUUUUAAGAAUAAAAUCCUGCCAGUCGCCUUUCAUCUUCUUGAUUUCCAGCUGGCUGGCACAGCCAGAACAACUUCCAGUUCUUUCUACCAGCCCUCCCAGCCUCCAAGUUACUGGACCCCAGCCCUAGCUGCCUCUUAUUUGACACCCUCAACACCCCUUUUUCCCACUCUAUCCCUCCCCCAGGCUCCCUCUCCAGAAGUCUCUGAAUUUUGCCUUCAGGUCCUCACAGUGUGACAGCUUUUCUCCUCUCUUCUCCCACCUCUUGGCUGCUCCUUAGCCCAGCUUUGCCCCUUCUCCCACCAUGGGCCUCCCAAGUCCCCAGCUGUUACUCCCAAAUAAAUUGGUGUGCAAACUA